Cyclocybe aegerita is the source of this 1362-nucleotide messenger RNA. The record is from the annotation of a GenBank genome assembly. NCBI's taxonomy places the organism in Eukaryota, Fungi, Basidiomycota, Agaricomycetes, Agaricales, Hemipholiotaceae.
AUGAUUCCGUACUCUCGCCAAAAUGCUUUCCUAGCUCUCCUUGCUCUUGUCGUCAACCUCUCGUCCUUCGUUCGGGUCGCUGCUGCCCCAUUUCCGAAGAAACACUGGACGCAUGAAGUCGGGCCUCACUCUCAGUGCAUGACGCACGUCUCUUUGGAAGAUCGAGCCGCAAUCGAGGACGGCCUAAUUCUAGCUCGUAGCCUCUUUGAACGCGAUGAGGCAAAUACCGAUGGUGACCUUGACGCUAAUGCGGACGGCGUUACACCCGUCGAUAUUAGCAAAGAAACGUUCGUGUUCAAUGUCAAUUUCAAUGUAGUGUAUACGAACGAGACGCGCGAAGGAGGGUUUAUCUCUGAUGACGAUGUUCGUGCCCAGAUCACCACCCUCAACUCUGAUUUUGCUGGUUCGGGGAUCUCGUGGGUUCUUGUCAACACCUCCAAGAUCCACAAUCCCGAGUGGUUUGUGCAUGCCUACCCUGGGUCUACUCAAGAGAAGGAGAUGAAAAGCCUGCACAACGUCGGCGAUGCGACGACAUUGAACGUGUACACAUUGACCUUCAACGCUACUACCAAAUCUCUUGGCACCGCCUCCAUUCCAUCUGCCUACUACCGCGACCCAAAGAGCGACGGGGUCAUGAUUCGGCACUCAACGGUCACGAACGGCUUCCGCGAGCACUUCAACCUCGGUCGGACGCUUACGCAUGAGGUCGGGCAUUGGUUGGGACUGUUCCACACGUUCGAGGGUGGAUGCGACGACGGUGUCGGUGACAACGUGGCGGACACACCUCCGCAGGCCUCAGGUUCUGAAGGGUGCCCCGUCGGACGGGAUAGCUGUCUCGGAGAUGGGCCAGACUUGAUCAACAACUUCAUGGACUACUCGUACGACUCGUGCAUGAGCGCGUUCACGAAGGGACAGAUUGUGCGGAUGCACGAGGCCGCACGGGCGUUCAGGCGGCCGGGUGGCAAGACGGCACCCCCACCCAAGACCUCAAGCUCUGCAUCCAUCACAACAUCGCUUUCGACAAGCAUGACUGCAAGUGCGAACACGACGUCCACUUCGGUUGUGUCGACCACGCAGGCCGUGACUUCGAUCGAGACCGGCUCGAUCCCAGCCGUGUCGAGCUCUGCAACUACGUCUACGGAACCAAGUACGACCUCUGCGAUCUCGACUACGGACGCAGCUCCGCCUGCGCCUACAACCACCUCGACUGCAACCACCAGCGAUACUUCGAACGAAACAGCCAGAGACACAAAUACACCGACUCCGAUGGCGACUAGCACUGAAGAAGCUUCAACGACACUAGCGGCACCCUCCGAGAACGAGGCAAACGAUACUAGCGAGGCUGCUGCUUCCGAAGACUGA